CACAUACGCCCACCCUUGUUACGUGACGCAACCACGCCUCGGGUCUUACAUUCAGCCCUCUCCUAAACGUUUCGCAGUUAAUCUACAUCGGUCCCACCGUCAUGUCCAUCGGAAAAGUUGCCCGGGGUUUGGUGAAACCAGUCCGUGGGGUCCUGUGGCCCUCGGCCUCGGCCUCGAAGCGUACAUACGCCGCUGUGGCUGAAGCCAGAGCGGUGCUGGAGAACGAGCUCGAUACUAUCCGAGCCGCAGGGACGUGGAAGGCGGAGAGGAUCAUCACGUCCAAGCAGGGUCCUCAAAUUAACGUGGACGGCAGUCGAGGCAGCAUAUUGAAUUUCUGUGCCAACAACUACCUUGGACUUUCCAGUCAUCCAGAGGUGGUGCAGGCAGGGAUUGAUGCUCUCAGGUUGUAUGGUGCUGGAUUGAGCUCUGUCAGAUUCAUCUGUGGGACACAGGACCUACACAAAAAUCUGGAGCAGAGGCUUGCAGAGUUUCAUGAGAGGGAAGACUGCAUCCUCUAUGCUAGCUGUUUUGAUGCUAACGCUGGGCUGUUCGAGGUUCUGUUGGGCCCAGAUGACGCAGUGCUCUCUGAUGAGUUAAACCAUGCUUCCAUCAUCGAUGGGAUCCGUCUAUGUCGAGCAAAGAGGCUGCGCUACAAACACAUGGACCUCAGUGAUCUGGAGAACAAGCUCAAAGAGUCACAGUCGUCUCGGAUGCGCCUGGUAGUGACAGACGGAGUGUUCUCCAUGGAUGGAGAUGUGGCUCCCUUACAAGGAAUCUGUGACCUGGCUGAACAGUAUGGAGCCAUGGUGUUUAUAGAUGAAUGCCACGCCACCGGCUUUCUUGGGCGCCGCGGCAGAGGAACAGACGAGCUCCUGGGAGUGAUGGACAAAGUUCACAUUGUAAACUCCACCCUGGGAAAAGCACUGGGAGGAGCAGCUGGUGGCUACACAGUUGGCCCUAAGCCUCUCAUUGACCUGCUGAGGCAGCGUUCACGGCCAUACCUGUUCUCCAACUCCCUCCCCCCUCCUGUAGUGGGCUGCGCCAGCCGUGCUGUGGAGCUGCUGCUCGCCUCCAAUGAAAUUGCACAGAGCAUGACAGCCAAAACCAUGAGGUUCAGGAACAAGAUGACACAGGCUGGUUUCACCAUUGCAGGCUCAGCUCACCCUAUCUGUCCUGUGAUGCUCGGCGAUGCACGGCUGGCUUCUCUGAUGGCCGAUGAUAUGCUGAAGCUAGGAGUGUAUGUGAUUGGAUUCUCUUACCCAGUCGUACCAAAGGGCAAAGCCAGAAUCCGCGUUCAGAUUUCAGCAGCGCACACAGAUGAAGACAUCGACCGCUGUGUUGACGCUUUCAUCCAGACAGGCAGAAAGCAUGGAGUCGUCUCCUGAGUAGGACAAAUGAACAAGAAUCAGCAGAAUUACUGAAGAACUUUGAUCCACUUGCUCUUGCAUAUCGUGGUGCCCAUUACCCCAGACCUAUGAAUGAUUUUGAUGGAUAUAUUAGUUACAUUUGUAGGUCAAUGGAGGUUAAUGUUAUUUUUGACAUUAAACUCAUCCUUCAAAACA
Messenger RNA from Xiphias gladius (swordfish), 1562 nucleotides. RefSeq names its product glycine C-acetyltransferase (gene gcat). The record is from RefSeq and is a predicted model, not a curated record. NCBI's taxonomy places the organism in Eukaryota, Metazoa, Chordata, Actinopteri, Istiophoriformes, Xiphiidae. Gene Ontology annotation, biological process: biosynthetic process; L-threonine catabolic process. Bases 102 to 1385 code for a protein of 427 amino acids. The transcript is spliced from 9 exons. Gene Ontology annotation, molecular function: glycine C-acetyltransferase activity; pyridoxal phosphate binding.